AUGCCCGAAUUGAUCACUGGUCCCAACGCCAGGACUCCCAUUGUUGCGACGAUGCUGGAGGGCAUCACGUACGGCAUUGCAACAUGUGUGUUCGCCAUGACCGUAUGGGUUCUAUACUUGCGUCGCGACCGGGGUGUCAGCCGCUGGAUGCUGGGGGUCGCACUUGUUUUGUGGAUCUUGCCGACCAUUCGCGUGAUUAUCGACACCGUGGAUACGGUGAAUGCCUUUGUACACCACAUGGAUGAGGGUCCAUCUGGCCCUUCGGCUUACCUGGCUUCCUUCUGGCGGCCGCUUUCGCUGCUUGACAAUGCCCUGUACGCCAUAUCAACACUGAUCGGGGACGCUGUCGUGAUCUACCGCUGUUAUGUGGUAUGGCAGUCUUGGCUUGUCAUCGUCAUACCAGGCCUUGCAUGGCUCGGCUCACUAGGCAGCACAAUCUACAUUCUGCACUCAUUUCAUGAACACAUCAUUUCCAGCAACCAGAUUGUCAUGUUGUACUCGUUUACGCUGGCUGCGAAUCUUUCGGCGACAGCCGCUCUGGCAUAUCGGAUAUGGUCAGUAGACCGCCAGACCAUUAGGCCACGGGGAGCAAGGACGAAUCUGCGGCCCAUUCUCCUUGUUGUCAUGGAGUCCGCCGCAAUGUACACAUCGCUGCUCAUCGCAGCGCUAGUCACUGUAGAACAUGCGUUGCAGGCCGAAUAUUGCCUGAACACCAGCAUGCCCUCACUCAUUUCAGUCAUCUUUGGCAUCGUCUUUAUCCGGAUGGGACUGGCGCAGCUACCUAAAGAAGGUCGAGCUGCUGCCGGUCACAUCCCUCUCAGCACCAUUGUUUUCGAUAGCGCGCCCACUCAGACUGUAAAUCAGUCGGAGACAAAGUACAGCAGGAGCGAAAUGUCCUCAGGCAUGACGUUCAAGGAGAGCAGUGCGGUCGAGUCUGUAGUAUGA
Messenger RNA from Postia placenta MAD-698-R-SB12, 945 nucleotides. RefSeq lists its product as hypothetical. The record is from RefSeq and is a predicted model, not a curated record. Lineage: Eukaryota; Fungi; Basidiomycota; Agaricomycetes; Polyporales; Adustoporiaceae. The transcript has 7 exons. The coding region runs from base 1 to 945 and encodes 314 amino acids.